Molecule: messenger RNA, 959 nt
Organism: Contarinia nasturtii (swede midge)
Lineage: Eukaryota; Metazoa; Arthropoda; Insecta; Diptera; Cecidomyiidae
Gene: Elp6
Exons: 2
Coding region: 146-880 (244 amino acids)
Biological process (GO): tRNA wobble uridine modification
Cellular component (GO): elongator holoenzyme complex
Source: RefSeq, a predicted model, not a curated record
AUAUUCUCUUUCAUUCAGAUUUUGACAGUUUAUCGCAUUGAAAACAAACCACUUUGUCAUAAUCGCCGCGAGGUUAGAUUGUUUUAAGUCAAAACACACAUUUAGCAUUUCUACACAUUUAAAUUUAAUAAACAGGCUUUGAACAAUGUCAACAAGUGUUCUGCUUGCAUGUGAAUUGAAUGAGCAGAAACUUCCGCCAUUCGUAUUGAUUCAGGAGAGCAGUGGAGCAGAUGCAUCGUUUCUGGUAGCCUGUUUGAUGGGUAGUUGCUUAAAAUAUCAACAAAAUGGUGUUGUUUUAGUUUGUUUGCAUCAUGUCAGUCAGCAUUAUAGCAGUGCUGCCGCUAGAUUGGGCUUCAAUAUCAGUAUGGCACGUGAAAAAGGCCGAAUCAUCAUCACUGAACCAUUAGCCGAUAUAGGUGAACAAUUCUUUGCUUCAAAGUACUUGUCAAAGCCGAAGAUUGAAGUGAUUGAUUCAUUGUUCGAAAAUAUCAAAGAAAAUGCAGAGCACCAAUUACAAAGCAAACAAUGUGUAACGAUUCUAAUCGACAAUGUUGCUGCUCUCAUUGAUUUGGGAUGUCCACAAAAUGCUGUGCUACAAUUUUGCCAUAAGCUCAUCAAUUUAUCGAAUGAUCGCAUUUCAAUUGUGUUGAAAAUCAAUACCAGUAAUUUGUAUACGAAUUUUGUUGCCAGCUUAGAUGACUAUGCAACUUCCAAUUACCUCGUUAGAAAGAUGAUAUCCGGUGAUUUUCAAGAAGUUGAUGGGAAAAUCAUUUACCAGAAACGACUCGAUUUCGGUCACACUACAAAAACAAUCCUGUACAAAGUUGGCGAUAAAAAUGUAAAAAUAUUUCAACCCGGCGAAGUUGGAGUUCGGACAUAAAAAUUUUAUUGAAUAAACAUUAAUAUUAUUAGGAGAUUGUUCCUAGAAAUAAAAGUUUUUUUAUACACAGUUGCUUAAA